Messenger RNA from Thelazia callipaeda (thelaziosis nematode), 1287 nucleotides. The record is from the annotation of a GenBank genome assembly. NCBI's taxonomy places the organism in Eukaryota, Metazoa, Nematoda, Chromadorea, Rhabditida, Thelaziidae.
UAUCGAUCAUUACUGACAGUAUCAAUUACUGUUUUUGUACUGAUGCAGAUAUUAAUUUUCUUGCUGAAAAUGAAUUUAACGGGUGUUUCAUAUGUGAUUAUGGCUCGUUUAAAUCUUAUCGUUGUACUGCAAUUUGCUAUGGUAUUAGGAUCAAUUUUCUUGUGGCUAAUGCUCUCUCCUACUGAUGAUAAGUUUGUUUUUUUGACCCUUGUGACUUUCUUAAAGCAAAAUUUAAAAUGUCAUCAGGACAUUGCGUGCAUAGCUAUAACAUUGUUUUUCUCUCAUAUCUGCUCAAUUUUUUACUGUGUGGCGAUUGGUAAAGAAUCAAACAUAUUAGCAGUUAUUUCAUUCACGCUAUUUGCAAUUUAUAUUCACACUAUAUUUUUUUUAAUUAUUUACCUCCUGAUGCGUACGAUGUCUUACGUUUUAAUAUUCGUCAUGAAUGACCGUUCAAAUCGCAAUUCUGUUGCUUUACUUGCCAUUAUUUUUGCUGUAUGCGGUCUUUGGGUUGCAAUGUCACCACCUAAUAUACGCUAUGUAACGAUCAAAAUCAGAAAUUUGCCACUAGCGCAGAUAGGCUUUAGAAUAGCUCUUUUGUCUGAUCUUCACGUUGGACCAACUGUAGGUCAUUCCAAUGUUCAGAAAAUGGUAGAUAUAAUAAACUCCAUUGGGCCAGAUGUAAUUGCGAUUUCUGGUGAUCUUGCCGACGGCUUUGUAAAACAGUUGAAAAAAGCUGUCUGUCCUCUGAAGAACUUAACUCCAAGAUAUGGGACAUUUUUUGCAACAGGCAAUCAUGAAUAUCUUCAUGGGAAUGUUAAUGAAUGGUUCACAUUUUUGAAGAAAAUCGGAAUUAUUCCUCUACAUAAUGGAAAUAAAAAAAUCUCAAUUAACGAGAGCGUAGUGUGUAUAGCUGGAGCAGAUGACUUGUUUGCACAAUAUUCAAGGAUUCCUGGACAUGCAAUGAAUUAUAGGAAGGCUUUACGGAGAUGUAACAAAAACGAUACAACAAUUAUUCUUAUUCAUCAACCAAAUGCGGCGCAAAUAAUAUUGAGAGAUAUUGAAAUUGCUGAAAAUGUUGAUCUCAUCCUUUCUGGGCAUACACAUGCUGGGCAAAUGUAUUUAUUCAUACCGCUGGUGUAUAUUUGGAAUGCCUUUUUCCAUGGUCUUUACUACGACAAAACAACUGAAACAUAUGUCUACGUUUCAGCUGGUGUUAAUUACUUUGGCCCUCCUGUAAAAAUUUUAGGUAAAAGAGAAAUAACUUUGAUUACGUUGCUAAGAAAAUAG